This is a messenger RNA of Verticillium nonalfalfae, 3096 nucleotides long. It is a transcript of the gene STRIP1, whose product is annotated as Striatin-interacting protein 1. Gene Ontology annotation, biological process: cytoskeleton organization. The transcript has 6 exons. Gene Ontology annotation, cellular component: cytosol. NCBI's taxonomy places the organism in Eukaryota, Fungi, Ascomycota, Sordariomycetes, Glomerellales, Plectosphaerellaceae. Bases 1 to 3096 code for a protein of 1031 amino acids. The record is from RefSeq and is a predicted model, not a curated record.
AUGAAUUCUCUAUGGCCCUCGAGGCCGCCUAAGGAGGAUAGCGAGACUAGCUCCGGCGAGCCCAACGCCGCAGCCGCGAAUCCAGGCGAACAGGCUGCCGAUACCACACCUGAGCAGUACAACCUCCUGCCCCCUCCGCCGCCACCGCCCGUCUCCUCGUCGCGCCCCGGCCUCGUCAGAAACUCAUCCAUCCCACCCGAGGCACCGACAGCACCGGCGCCUCCUGUACCGAUGCCUCCAGUCUCCAAUGCCUCCCAGCCGCCGACCGACUCGCUGUCUCUCAUGCAGCUUAGGAAGAUCGUGGCCGAGUUCAACAAGGCCGAACCUGUUGCGUACGACUUUGCCUACGAAGAUGCAGGACCACACGAGGAGGAGAUUGACGAAUGGUUCAGUUAUCAAUUCUGGCAGUGGGUGCGCCUGAAUGCUGUGCAGAGCGCCUUCGAGUCGCAAUGGCAGUCGCACUACGACAUGGCAUCGUGGACCGACGUGGAUGACGACGCGAGGACCGACUUUCUUCGCGAAGCGCUUGACAGCCUACAGGCUUCGGAACAGGCCGAUCGCUUGGACGCCGCCCGCGUGCUGUUGUACCUCUCGCUUGGACGCUGGGUCGACACGGCCGUCCCAACACGUCGCACACACGGUCUCAAGUCUGCCGCGAGCCCCUCACAGCUUGAUGCGAUUAAGUCACAGACCAUUUUCCUGACGUCACUUGACGGACUGCGCAUAGUUUGGCAGUCCAUCCAAGACUGUUUCGAGGCCUUCUGGUCCGAGGACCAGGGCUUCCCCCAGCCGGGAAGUGCCCAAGACGCCCAGGACGAGCUCCUCAACCUCAUGACUGUGCUCUACAUCGCCAUCCAAGAGACGUUGAGCGACCCAAGCGCACUAGAGGCGACGCGCUCAGCACUACUUGCCCUGAACCCCGGCUUGGUCAAUUUCAUGUCACUCGCGACAUCAAAAGUGCGGUGGGACGAGACAAACACGCUCCCGUUGAACCAGAUCCUCCUCCUUCUCUGGAAGUCUAUCCUCCUGGUCUUUGGCGGCAUUGAUGAGAUCGUUGCUGCCAAGAGGGCCGUCAGCGAGACCGACAAGGACGAAAAGUCUGCCGCCAUCAUCUCAGCAUCGCCCCUGGACUACCACACGUUCCGCCAAGAGCUCACCUCUAAAUACCCCGCCUACCUACCACCGGCACCUGCCAUAAACCUCGAGGCCGAGAGCACCACGAUCCUCCCCCCUCCUUCGAACCAACCCCCGAGAGCGUCUGCGAAUGGCAUCAUCCCCGUGGCGCCAAACACGCAAAGCGGUGGUGCUUCCAUCCUCAACCAACCAGUGCACAUUGCCACCCCGGCUCCUUCACCUCCACCGUCCCCUAGUAUUGGUGGUAAAGGUGGUAAGAAGCAAAACUACCAAACAAACCAGAACUUUCCCUUCAUGUACCCGCCCCUGGAUACCACCAGCAACAGCGCUGGCGGCAAGGGCGGCGCGGGUCUGCAGGACACAUUGGUGGGACGAAAGUGGAAGGGCAGCGACAUCCCGGCCUCCAUCCUGGAGGCCGGCAACCUCUUCUCCGACCGAGUUCGGCUCAGUCGGGCCAUGCGCCAGCUGUGGGAUGAGCGUGUCAGGUUUAUGCAGACCGGUCGCGGCUGGCAAGGGGAUUCCGAUGACGACGUCAACAGUAUCGAUCUCGACCCCGACAUUGACCCCGAGGAAGACCUUGGGCUUGACCUCAGCGACAUGACGCCUGAAGAGAGGGAGUUGAUUGCUUCGCUGAGAGGUGUCAGCAGUAAGCGCAAGGCCGAGAGUGAGCCGUUGGUUGAUUAUGGUCCUCAUUCCACCAUUGACGAGGACGUGAAGAGUCGUCUUUUGGCCGUUGAGAGUUUUUACCAAGAAAUGCUUCCUCAUCUACAAUCUCUAGUCAUUGUUCUUCUGCGGCCCAUCUUCAUGAAUGUCUCAGCUCUGUCCCAGCCCGGGCCAGCUCAACAGCAUCCGAGCAUGGCUGGGAGGGGCGCGAAUGCCGGCGUUAAUGGCGGUCCGGGGCAAGCGCGGCAACAGCAGGACCCUUCGGCACCAGGGGCUGGGGCGCCAGAACCUCCAGAGAUGUCUCCGGAAGAGGUCGAUGCGACGCGGUCGAGAGAGAUCACAACAAAAGCGGCCACCGGAACGCUCUUGCUGCUCCUAAAAUGGCUGAAGCUGUCACAUGUCCUCAAAUUCGAAUACCUCACACAGCUCUUGCUGGAUCACAACUACCUCCCCCUGGUCCUGAAGCUCUUUGCGCACCAGGAUAUACAGCAGGCUGUCGACAGCAAAACGGAUCGGAUAGAAAACAGUUUCUUCCACUUCUGCAACUUGAGGUCCAGCUUGGGAGCCCGAGAUGAGCCUCCAACCGUGCCGGCUCCAGAGGAUGAAGAUGAAUUGAUCGAGAGCGAGGACGAUGCGGCACCUCCGCCUAUUCGCAGGCAACGAUCGCCUUCGGCGGUUCCCAUUCCUGAGACGAGCGAGGAGGAACACGAGCCGCCGGAAGGUCAAACCUCGGCGCGACCCGAAGUCGACGAGCUCGGCUACCCAGUCAAUCCCUUACCGAUGGAGCCAAUCACGGACUUUUCAAGGCGGAACUUCCUCUCGCUCAUCAACUACCUCCGCAUCAUGCAGAAGAUCUGUAAACGCAAGGCGCACCGCAACCUGCUGCUCGUGCAGUACAAGUCGUCGAACAUACUACGCAAAUCGCUCAAGGUUCCGCAGCAGGAGCUGCGCCUGUACACGCUCAAGCUCUUCAAGAACCAGGUGCCCUACUGCGGCCGUAAGUGGCGCCAGAGCAACAUGCGCGUCAUCACGGCUGUAUAUCUGCACGUCCGGCCGGAGCUGCGCGACGAGUGGCUCGCGGGCAGCGACGUCGACGCCGAGGUGGAUUCGGCGCUGCCGCUGGAGCAGGCGAUACGCAGCCUGACGCACUGGUUCAACAUGCGCAAGUACCCCGAGCAGGUAGCCGGUGACCUGCGGUCGGCGUAUCGCGAGAAGCAGAGUUUCUUCAUGCGCGAGCUGGAGAAGCUGGGUAUGAACUGGCACGACGCAGGGGGGGACGAGAUGGUCAACAGCGAGUGA